Molecule: messenger RNA, 2266 nt
Organism: Scheffersomyces stipitis CBS 6054
Lineage: Eukaryota; Fungi; Ascomycota; Pichiomycetes; Serinales; Debaryomycetaceae
Exons: 1
Coding region: 24-2159 (711 amino acids)
Biological process (GO): protein monoubiquitination; protein polyubiquitination
Cellular component (GO): ubiquitin ligase complex
Molecular function (GO): ubiquitin-ubiquitin ligase activity
Source: RefSeq, a predicted model, not a curated record
CUAAAUUAGCAAUUGACUUUCCAAUGCUACUGACUCUACCUCUUCAGCUGGCUCACUCCAGCCAUGCCCACCUGAGACAUAUACGGACACGUUUCUCAUCUAAUGCAUCGUGUUUCAGCAAUUCCAGUGCCCCAGAUUUGGCUCUUCCCACUGAACCAGAGUCUAUAAUCCCUUCCUACAAUUGUCUUGUAGCCCCAGGCGCGUAUUUAUCGUUACCGUCGUCUCGUAGAUCAUCGGCUUUCUCGAGCUCCGACGCCCUGCCUGAUGCCAACGUUAACCUCCAUCUCCACCAUAUGGAUAUGGAGUCUGCGUCUCUUGCUCCUGCACCAUUAUCACCAAAUCACGCACACUUACAAAAUGAGAACCAAAAUGAAGUUGGCUGCGAGGCCGGUUUCGGGGAUUUCAACAUGUAUGACUGCGCGGAUUGCACUGCUGCGAAUGCCAACUUGCGUCGCCGUUCGUCAUUUGAAUCCAUAGUUGAUGAUAUAAACAAAUUGUAUGACUUGACUAGUACCUUCAAUCCCAUUUCCGAUGCUAUCACCAUGUCGGUGCAUAUCAGUUCUGAUGGCGAAGAACAUCACCAAGGUCUGGUAGUCACGGGGUACAUGAUAAUUGAGAAUAGGGGUGCCGAGCCUAUUCCCUUCGAAAUGUACUACGUCACCUUGGAGGGCUCAUCUACCGUACUUGAAACAAGAUACACUAAGUACAGGAAGAGAAAGCAGCCUUUGCACGAGCAGAGAUUCUUGGAAAUGAUUGACUUCACUGGCUCCUACAAUCCUAACCUCUUUGAUUCAGACUUGUUUGCUGGUUCUGGAUCUGUAUUGUUGCCAGGCACAACAUAUACCACUCCCUUUUGGUUCAGAAUCCCCCAUCAGCUUGUGGAAUCAGCCUGCCAGCACAAUCCUUCCACUAGCCAUUGUCAAUUGCCUCCUAGUUUUGGAAUCCCGUUAGGAUCCAAGACUGACGUCAACGACCACGCCUAUACGGACACUUCCAUAAGUUACAGAGUAGUUGGCCGUUUUAUAGGCAGAAAACAGGACUAUGGAGCUACUGAUUCAGUCGACGAUUUGGUUACCUUAAAACUGGCUCUAGGCUACAUUAGAGUAGUGGGCCAGUAUAAAACUCCACCCAAUGUCAAGAAUUCACUGAUGGUUAAACCUUAUUUCGAUUUGAUGAGCAAUCUUCGUCAGAAAGUCGAAGAAGGCAAGGAAAUGAAGCGGAUCCGGGCUAAAAAGGAGCAGGCUCCACCUCCAUAUUUGAGAGACGAGCCUAAGACCACAAAAAUGGCGUACAGUCCAGUUUACCGAUACAACGACCCUUCUCCCGAUUAUUCAGUGUAUGCUGAUAAUAGUGAAUACGUCUUGAAGCUCACUAAGAGAGGUUUUGCUGGCGAAAAGACUGUUGGAUCUAUAGGUGUUUAUGCUCCCAACACCGAAGUGGUUGUCAAAUACAUUCCACCUCAACAAUUCAGAAAUCUGCCUGUCAACUCAAAAGAUCUAGACACUUGGACAUUGAAGAUUCCUGUCACUCUUGACGUCCAACAAUGUGGAGACUCCAAACCACAGAUCAGAUCUAUUCGCACCGAGUUGGUGAUGAUGUCUUUGAGAUCUGACGAAUGUGCUAUUCCUUUUGAAAUUGACUACGAUUUGAUUCUUGGAAAAGAUAGAAUUACCAGUCGUGAUUGUGACGAAGACCGUUCUUACAAACACAUCAUCAGGCCCAUGAAAGACGUUGCCACCCAAUUGUACAAACUCAGCAAGGAGAUUGGUACCGAAACUUUGCAGGUGGAGAAGAGUGCAGCCAUUGAUUUGAGAAGUGUAUGUAAAUUAAAGGAAAAAUGCACCGUUGUGACUGUGCAAGAUGUUAAAGUUGACACUGGCAGUGAUUUGUUUAACGCCACCAACGGGUCCAAGUUAAGUACGUGGCAGAGCAAGAAAACCGAGAAGUCGAAUCGCCAGUUCAAUUUGUUGGUUAACCUUGCAUCUACAAGUGAGCUUAAGAAAAGCAAGACUGGAGGCUACGACGAACAUUGUUUAGUUCCAACUUUCCAGUCUUGUCACUUUUCCAGACUCUACUAUGUGCGGAUCUGCUUGGAAUUCAGUUACCACAACGAGCAGUACGCUUACAUCAAAGUACCAGUUAUUGUGGAGAACAGCUAAAAAAAAUUUCUAAAAGUUCUAAAGUAAUUUAUUAUUUGUUUGGGUAUAUAGAAGUAAUUAGGUUCAAAAUGGGUAGUCAUCGAUAUUGGGGAUGGCUCAUUGGGUUU